CACAGAAAGGGGUACAGGUGGAGUGGUCGCUCAGUGGAUACAAACCUGCCAGCUUGAGUUGCAUUCGGUCCGCUGUUCGGUACGCACGCGGACUGCGUUCCGUGGUCAUGACACACCAAACGAUGUACGCGCUCGUCGUUAUAACAUUGUUACAACUAUGUCGAGCAGAAAUAUCCGAUAUACUACAAGGAACAUGGUACUCAGCAAACACCAUCAAUGAUGGAUAUUCACCGAAACCCAUACAAGAACUUUUCUCUACGGAAGCACCGCAGAGUUUCUCACCACAAAACCCCAUAGUUGUGUUGCCUAAUUUGUCUUCCCUCGCGCCCGAACAAAGUGCACAAUAUUCUACAACGCCAACAUCCUUCAGCUCUUUUACAAGCACUCCAUCUCCUACACCUACCGUCGCGGGCACCCUAGCCCAGUCGACUUUAUUUCCAGACAAUUACACCCCGUCAUCGUUAUCCCAGCAGGAUUUCUCAAAAUCGCAAUCCACAACUACUCGAUGGCCUCCUAGUUCUACCACCUUACAAUCCCAGGCAUUCAGGAUGAAAACACUGCAAGAAUCCUUAGCAGCAUCGCCACUUCGACCUCAGACGGAACCAACAGAACCGCCUAGCUUCUCCCUUAUAUACCAAAAUGUUCCACCACAAAUUCAAUCUAUUCCAGUUGUACAACCGCAGACAACUUUGGUGACCCAAAUUCCCAUAUUGUCCACAACAACCUCUUCGCCUCCGACUUCAAUAUCUGCAGGGACUAUAACGCCUUAUAUAACAAACGGAUUAUCAGAUCCGACCAGCCGUCCUACUGUGACGUUUCGUUCGACGCCAGCGCCGCCGAGUUCGACGUCCCGAACUACAAUUUCCGCUCGCGAUUGUAAUCCUUUUUGCACUACGAAAGUAAUAACACCAGCGCCAACCAAAAGACCAGUACGGGUUGUGCCUGGACCGCCAGAUGUUCCAUUUAAACCCAAUUUGAAAAUUCUUGUGGUGGCUCCACACGGAUCCAUUACGAAUGUGAAGAUUAACCCUACCACUACAACAAAAAAACCUACCACGAAAAGGACAAAGAAACCAAAAAAAAACACCUAUGAGGGAUGUUUGGAUGGAUGUAAAGGAAGAAAAGAUCCUAUAUGUACCGUGCCACUGGCUAGUGUUAUCAUAGAUCCGAAGACUUUGAAAGGAUUCCCCUCGAUAUGUCAUUUAUCGUGCCACAACUCUUAUAAAAAGGAUGCCUAUGAAAAACUUGUUGACGGCCGAUGUGGUAGACUGCGCACUCGAAUCAUAUCAGUGGACAGCAACAGCAAGAUUCAAAGGGAAGAUCUCAAGAAGGCCGAGUACAGCGUCAUCAACACUGGACCAAAAACGGUGCUUGAAUUCUCGCGCGCGCCUCAUCCUUAAUAAGAAUUAUUAUAACUGUCUAAUGUAAAUAUAAAGAUAAUUAUAACACCUGGAUACAAUGAGACCAAACACGGUUUUAGUAUUAAAGUUUUAUAACAUUAAGUACUUAUGUAGCGAAAAAAGGUCAAGUAAUUAAAAUAAAACUUUAAACUACUUGUACUGUACCCUUAGCACGAACCAAUAUCGAAUUCGAAUAGUUUGCGAGCGCGAAAUGUCAUUGUCAAAUGUGUACUGACUGUUUCCAUAAAAA
Messenger RNA from Chilo suppressalis (striped riceborer), 1650 nucleotides. NCBI's taxonomy places the organism in Eukaryota, Metazoa, Arthropoda, Insecta, Lepidoptera, Crambidae. The record is from the annotation of a GenBank genome assembly.